Archocentrus centrarchus (flier cichlid) is the source of this 2635-nucleotide messenger RNA. It is a transcript of the gene cdk8, whose product is annotated as cyclin dependent kinase 8. Lineage: Eukaryota; Metazoa; Chordata; Actinopteri; Cichliformes; Cichlidae. The record is from RefSeq and is a predicted model, not a curated record. Gene Ontology annotation, molecular function: ATP binding; protein serine/threonine kinase activity. The transcript has 13 exons. Gene Ontology annotation, biological process: protein phosphorylation. The coding region runs from base 316 to 1710 and encodes 464 amino acids. Gene Ontology annotation, cellular component: nucleus.
CGCCGUCGUUACCGAGUGAAGUGCGUCCCUUUGGAGCAGAUACCGGCUGAGAGAAACGCAGCAACAAGAUAAAGGAAUAUAUUUGGGGCUCGUUUCCACCAGGACCAUUUCGGAGCGCCGCGCAUCUCUCCCGGAGCGUUACAUUUGAGCCGAGAACUCGAUGUGAAAGCUGGGCUUGGAGGAAGAAAGAGCCACGCUGGAGAAGGCAACUAGCUGAAUUACCAAACCGAGCUCGUUGGAGGAGCCUUAGUUGCCUCCCAAGCGACGCUUUGAAAAAGGAAGAAGCGGAUACAUUCAGGCCAAACGGUGGUGAAAAUGGACUAUGAUUUUAAAGUGAAGCUGACCGGCGAAAGAGAGCGUGUCGAGGACCUGUUUGAGUACGAAGGAUGCAAAGUGGGCAGAGGCACCUACGGCCAUGUAUACAAGGCGAAGAGAAAAGAUGGGAAGGAUGAUAAGGACUACGCCCUCAAGCAGAUUGAAGGCACUGGCAUCUCCAUGUCAGCCUGCAGAGAGAUUGCACUGCUGCGGGAGCUGAAGCACCCCAAUGUCAUCUCACUGCAGAAGGUUUUCCUGUCACAUGCAGACCGUAAAGUAUGGCUGCUCUUUGACUAUGCUGAACAUGAUCUCUGGCACAUUAUUAAGUUCCACAGAGCAUCUAAGGCCAACAAGAAGCCGCUUCAGUUGCCUAGAGGAAUGGUGAAGUCUCUGCUCUAUCAGAUACUGGAUGGCAUCCAUUACCUCCACGCCAACUGGGUCCUCCAUAGAGAUCUUAAACCAGCGAACAUUUUAGUGAUGGGGGAAGGGCCAGAGAGGGGUAGAGUAAAGAUUGCGGACAUGGGGUUUGCUCGUCUCUUCAAUUCACCGCUGAAGCCUUUAGCCGAUCUCGACCCUGUGGUGGUCACCUUCUGGUACAGAGCACCUGAACUGCUGCUGGGGGCUCGGCACUACACCAAAGCCAUCGACAUCUGGGCGAUUGGCUGCAUUUUUGCGGAGCUGCUGACGUCUGAGCCCAUAUUCCACUGUCGCCAGGAGGAUAUCAAGACCAGUAACCCUUACCAUCAUGACCAGCUGGACCGCAUCUUUAAUGUCAUGGGUUUCCCUGCUGAUAAAGACUGGGAGGACAUCAAAAAGAUGCCAGAACACUCCACACUGAUGAAAGACUUUAGGAGGAACACAUACACAAACUGCAGCCUUAUAAAGUACAUGGAAAAACAUAAAGUUAAACCAGAUAGCAAAGCAUUCCACUUGCUGCAAAAGCUAUUGACCAUGGACCCCAUCCGUAGAAUCACAUCCGAGCAGGCCAUGCAGGACCCCUACUUUUUAGAGGAGCCUCUACCCACCUCUGAUGUGUUUGCAGGCUGCCAGAUUCCCUACCCCAAGAGGGAGUUCCUGACAGAGGAGGAGCCAGAGGAUAAGGCAGACAAAAAGAACCAGCAGCAGCAACAGGGAAACAACCACACAAAUGGGGCGGGGCACACUGGCAACCCAGAUAACAGCCACGCCCAGGGCCCGCCUCUAAAGAAAGUGCGAGUUGUCCCGCCCACCACUACCUCAGGUGGCCUCAUUAUGACCUCAGACUACCAGCGCUCCAAUCCACAUGCUGCCUACCAGAACCCUGGACCAAGCACAUCACUGCCCCAGAGCAGCAUGGGAUACUCCUCUACCUCCCAACAGCCGCCCCAGUACUCCCACCAGACCCACCGCUACUGAAACACCCCUCCCACGCACACUUACACACAUUAAUAGACACAUGUACACACACAGCCCUCGCCACGCCCACUUGAACGAAUGUACCGAGGGAUGUGGGGGUGUCCAGGGCAACAAAACCCACCCUGCCCCACCCCACUCCACCUCACAGAGGGCACCAUCUCUCCAGCAGUCCGUUAGGCCAGAAAGAAAUGGUCUUCACUUGUUCCAGAUAACACACCGCAGUAUUAGAAACACACCUAUAGAGAAAACCUGAUAGGUGAGACACAAAGUGGGAGGAAGGUUAAAAAAUAAGAGGAAAUUUUGCUUGAAUCCAAUCUGUUUCUGUUACUUAGACGUAAGAGAAGAUGGCUUGGUUUGAAGGAAAUGUUAAUCUGUUGCGUCAUAUCCUCCCCCCCCUUCUUCUUCACCUCCUUCACCUACACCCUACCCUGGCCGGUUUACCCUUUUCCUGUCAAAGCUGGGAUGAAACUGAAAGCUGCUAUGUGACUGCCAACGUUGACAGAUUCCCUGUCCUCCUGUCUGUAUCUCUGUCCGUUUAUUUUGUGCGAGCGGCCCCACGAGGGCCUCAGCUGAGGACUGAACUGAGCUGCUGUGAAACGUGCUGGGAGGAUGCGGAGCCACUCGCAGCUGUGGCGCUGAGGGUUUUUGUUCAGAGAGGACAAAAUAAAAAUAAAAAAAAAAAUUAAAUGACAAAAAGAUUUUAGUAGUUUCUAAUUUAAUCUGUUUUCAUGGUUCUGUUUUUUCAUGGCGAGAGCGGCAAAGCAGCUUGCGCUGACUGCUCAUAUGCUGUGGUUAAGCCUUACAACAUGAUGACAAAAACCAAUCAAUCGCAUGGAGGAUGGCAGGCAGAACAUGCAUUGUACUGUAAUGUAUUGAAAUAUUUUACAUGAAGCAAGUAUCCUGACAAUAAAAGUGGAAUCAUUAA